This is a messenger RNA of Cooperia oncophora, 819 nucleotides long. Lineage: Eukaryota; Metazoa; Nematoda; Chromadorea; Rhabditida; Trichostrongylidae. The record is from the annotation of a GenBank genome assembly.
AUGCAUAUUUUACCAACGAAGAUGGGAUACCUAGUUUCAGGAAAACCCAAAAUUGAGAAUAAUUAUGCCUUCCAAGUUUCUCAACCACUUCCAGAUGACGAGGAUCCAAUGGGAAGUGCUUUGGUUGAUGGACACAAUACAACAAUGUCGAGUCUCUCAGAGAGUGACAUAUCCCAUAAAGAGAAGGAUAAAUGGGACCCUAGAUGGGACACGCACUUGAAUCGUUCAUUGGAUGCAAUAUAUACGUCUCGACGGACGAAAGAGAUCUUCCAAGACCUGGACAUGAAUGUGCGCAAAUUCUCAUCCAGCAAUCACCUUUUAAUUUUGGAUGGAAUAGAGUACAUCGACGAGACUGACGAAAACAGCGCGGAGGUUCUGGGACUCUCUUGGGAAUGUGAAGGACGGCACGAUUGCAUCACAUCAUGCCACGUUCCGGAUACUCCAUCACUGACCAAAAAGAGUAUUACAAUUGCGGCAAUUGGGAUCCCAGAAGUUGUGCAGGUUUUCACCCAGAAAAUCCCGAGAUUUCGCGCAUCCAGGAACACGCAAGUCUUCUUGUUGCCUUCACAGAUGGCACUUCGUCAAUCUUACCUAUGUCAGCACGAUAAAGCAUCGCUUAUCAUGGCCGGAUCUAAACUUCCACCCCUUCAUGGGCAGCAUACAAUUCCAGAAGCUGGAACUAAAUGCUGCAACUUUGUCCAUGAAACCCUCCCACCAUGUCUUUACCAGCUGAAGGACACGCUCAGUAUCCAGGGAAUUUACUUGUUCUCUGACGCUGAGAUAGUGUUGAGCUGGCUAAAGCGGGAAACCAGAACGUGA